AAGAUGCUUCUCUUAUGGGUAACAAUAAAACAGAGUCUUGCAGAUUUUGGUUUUCUGGUUGUGGAUGUUUUCACAGCUGGUAAAAGGGAGAGCUUUCAAAGAACUCUCAUCCUCCUCCUGACCUGCAGCUCCUCCAGCCUGCUGCUCAACACCCUGCUUUUCCUCUACCUUCUCUACACCCUGGACUAUGACAAAGCAGUGGCUGGAGGGAUUGCAGGCUGCUUUGGAGCAUUGCUUACCGGCGCUCUCUUCUUAUCAAAGAGAAUAAGAUGCUUAGGGACUCUCUUUGUGAUCUCUAUUUUCAUGAAGAAGAGUCGGAGCUUGCUGCUUACUGCUGGGACCAGUUUGGUAGUUCUCCAAAACAUCCGCAGCACCUUGGAAAACCUCACAGGCCUCCUCAGGAGCAUGAUUUGCAACCUCAAGGCAAAGAAGUCUGCCAUCACAGCCCCUUUCAGUAACUAUGUCAAUAUGUUGAAGUGGAUAGGAAACAUGCUGAAAGGGAUUACAGACCUGGGAGUUGUGAACUUUGACUCCAAGCUGAAGGUUUCACCAAGACUGGAAUCAGAAAAAUUCCGUGAGAAACUAAGUGAAGCGGAGCAUCAGCUGAAUGAGACCGUGAAAUUUGCACAGUCCCUGGUGAAAACAGUGUCCUCUGUGGCCGACAGGAUAUUUCCUGCCGUCAGCUUCCUCGUGCUCAUGAUGUUCAUAGCCUUGCACAUAAGAAAAUACCGUAUUGACAUGAAAUAUCAAAACAGGUAUAUCGGCGGCAGAUUUGUCAGUUUUGACGAGAAGCAGAAGGCCGAAGGAAAGCCCCACCUCCUCCCCCUCACACCAGAGGAGGGGAAGCUGUACACAGCUAUCCUCUCCGCCCGGCCCACCGCCAGGGAGAGGAAAGCUGUUCUCAAGUUUGGUGCUUCAAUUGUUUUCCAUUUUGUGACUUGGGUCAUAUUUAUAACUGUGGAUGCUUUAUUGUACUUCUUUGUGGAUAUUAUAACAACAAAGUUAUCUGAGCUGGAACCCUUCAAUGUCCCCCUGUUGAUGAGCAUCAAAGGGAUUGCGACAUUAAUUGGUUUACCCCUUAGUGAGGAGAGUCAUCAAAAAGACUUCUCCUUCUCUGUGACCUUGUUCGAGAAGAAGUGCCUUCCUAAACCCAAGCUGCUGCUCUAUAACUCCAUAUUUCCACUGGCUGUCAUUCUGCUUGUCCUGCUCAUUAUGGCCCUGGUGGCUGCCAAAGUGACCCAGCUCAGGCUGAUGGUCUGUGAGCGAUUCUUCUCCACCGCUGCGGAGGAGAGAGUGGCGUACCUUCACGCAGAGAUCCUGCGGAAGAGAUUGAAAAGGAGGAAGGAUAAAAACAACUCUAGCCUCAGAUCACUAAUUAUUAAGCCUCGUUUCUGGUGCCCGCUGCUCUUUCGACCCAAACAGAAUCCACAAAGUGUCGUGUGAGGACAUCAGGAUACUACAGCCCUGCUCAUGGCUCUGGGGAUGGAAAUGUUAUUGUUUUGGACAGGUGGACCGAAGGCCACUGGAUGGACACAUUUUAUUCUGAAACAAUUCUAAUGACUUUGUGAUAGUCUGCCUUUUCCUCCCUGUACCACCAUGAGGAUGACGUUUCGUUUUUCGAUAUAAAUAACUCUACAAGUUGGGUGGAUGGACAUGAAAAGUGGCACAGGCUCCAUUCAUGGUGUCCAAAAAUGAAUCUGGCCUUUUGUAGACCAACAGCAGGAGGUCAGUGUUUUCUCUUAUCCACUGUGCAAUGUUGAUUUGUUGCCUCAUAUUAUUAACUUGUAUUUGCAUGUCAUGAACUUAACAGAGGGAGGUAUAUGAAAUAAUAUAUUCACUGUUAUAGUCAUAUUGUAAUUGAGUGUACAGCACUUCAA
Molecule: messenger RNA, 1877 nt
Organism: Platichthys flesus (European flounder)
Lineage: Eukaryota; Metazoa; Chordata; Actinopteri; Pleuronectiformes; Pleuronectidae
Product: dendritic cell-specific transmembrane protein
Exons: 3
Coding region: 4-1443 (479 amino acids)
Cellular component (GO): membrane
Source: RefSeq, a predicted model, not a curated record